Anopheles cruzii is the source of this 1773-nucleotide messenger RNA. RefSeq lists its product as uncharacterized. Gene Ontology annotation, biological process: proteolysis. Lineage: Eukaryota; Metazoa; Arthropoda; Insecta; Diptera; Culicidae. Gene Ontology annotation, molecular function: metalloaminopeptidase activity. Bases 17 to 1540 code for a protein of 507 amino acids. The transcript is spliced from 2 exons. The record is from RefSeq and is a predicted model, not a curated record.
AAUUAGCACACGCAGAAUGGCCGCAGUGGAAACGAAACCGAAGCCGGCCUCCGAACUGGUCGAAGAUGCUGAACAGGACGAGGAACACGAACCGUUGUGGGACGAUGACGCUAUGGUGUACGAAGAUUCGUCCGGAGGAAAGAAAAAAAAGAGACGCCCCAGGAAGCCGAAGAAAAAGGCCAGCGCAACGAGGGACGAUGAAGCGUUGAAUGAAGCUUUGCCGGAACAGCAAGAGGCCGCUAAGGAGGAAGCGAAAGAAACGAAGGAAAAGUCCACCACCGGCGACGAUGCCGAAGAGGAGGGCGAAAAUGAUGAAAACGAUGCCGCGGAGACACCGUCCGCGGAUGGGGCCAAGAAAAAGAAGAAGAAGCGCAACAAAAAGAAGCCUGCCGUUGGCAGCGGUGAUGGUGCAGAUGCGGGUGCGAAGGCUGGUGCUGAUGGCCCAAAACUGACGGCUCCGGAAGUUUCGAUAGCGCAACAGUUCCCGGACGGAAAGUUCCCCGAAGGUCAGAUCAUGCAGUAUCCGGACGCAACGAUGGCGAAGGAUCGCUUUACGAGCGAGGAGAAGCGAGCCUUGGACCGUAUGCAUCUCGAUAUCUACAACGAGCUGCGGCAGGCGGCCGAAGCCCAUCGGCAGACGCGCCAGUACAUGCAAAAGUGGAUUAAACCGGGCAUGACGAUGAUUGAGAUCUGCGAGGAGUUGGAAGGUACGGCGCGGAGGUUGAUUGGCGAGAAGGGCCUGGAGGCCGGGUUAGCCUUUCCGACGGGCUGCUCGCGGAACCACUGUGCGGCCCAUUACACGCCGAAUGCCGGCGAUCCGACCGUACUGUUGUACGACGAUGUGACGAAGAUCGACUUUGGGACGCACAUCAAGGGGCGCAUUAUCGAUUGUGCGUUCACGCUUUCGUUCAACCCGAAGUACGACAAGCUGCUGGAAGCGGUCCGUGAAGCGACGGAGACGGGCAUCCGGGAAGCCGGGAUCGACGUCAGGCUGUGCGAUAUCGGGGCUGCCAUCCAGGAGGUGAUGGAAUCGUACGAGGUCGAGCUGGACGGAAAGACGUACCAGGUGAAGAGCAUCCGAAACCUGAACGGCCACUCGAUCAGCCCGUAUCGGAUCCACGCCGGGAAGACGGUGCCGAUCGUGAAGGGCGGCGAAACGACGCGCAUGGAGGAGAACGAGUUUUACGCUAUCGAAACGUUCGGAUCAACCGGCCGCGGUCUGGUGCACGAUGAUAUGGACUGCUCGCACUACAUGAAGAACUACGAGGCACCGAUGGUGCCGCUACGGCUGCAGUCAUCCAAACAGCUGCUCGGUACGAUCUGUCGGAACUUUGGUACGCUGGCGUUCUGCAAGCGUUGGCUGGACCGGGCCGGGGCCACGAAGUACCAGAUGGCGCUGAAAGACCUGUGCGAUAAGGGCAUCGUCGAGGCGUAUCCGCCGCUGUGCGACGUCAAGGGCAGCUACACGGCACAGUAUGAACACACCAUCAUGCUACGGCCAUCCUGCAAGGAAGUCGUUUCGCGUGGUGACGAUUACUAAGGGCGGCACGAAAGCGAAUUGCGAUUGUAGGUGAUGCGCUGCGAAUAUGGAAUUAACGGGAAGAAGCGGCUCCGAAUUGGAAUGAUUUUUGAGAGAUUUUUCAAUCGCACAGAAACGCAGAACCACCGAGCUCCGAGCACACCUCUCAUCUCGGUCACGCGUACAGUCAGUGUUAAUUUUCGAUACAGCUGUGUUGUUCACAAACUCUAACAUCUGUUGUAAUAAAAGUAAGU